AAUGUUCGGUUUUAUAUAAUCACCCGGUAUAUAUAACCAAAGGGACUAUUUCUGUGGUUUUGAGUCACGUGUCCUGUGAUCGACAGCCCUCUAGUUUUUGAUAAAAUUAAAGAACCCAAUAAACCCAUCUGGGGGGGAAGAUGGUACACGGGAAAGGGGAGUGCACGGGGAAGAAAGUGCACGGCGAAGAAAGUGUAUAACCAAAUAAUUACUGGUGACGUGAUCUCUCGCUGUGUAGUCUAAUAAACCAAAACAUUUAUUAUCAUCAUUAUUGUUGCUAUUAUAGGCAUGGAUGGAGAUAAUACACUACUCAUUAAAGUCGAGCCAAAACAAGAAGAAGAAAUCCAUUCCUUUCUUCAGGAACACAUUUCAGUACGCAACGAAGUUUUAGUAAAAAUAAAGGAUGAAAUUACCAUUAGUACAUCAUUUUCUAAAUCUCUUUAUAAUGAAGAAGUACAACAACACUCUCACUUUCAACAUGACCUUUUAACUCCGUGUAAAACAGUGCCAAAAGAUUUUAAAUGUGCAGAUUGUCAUUAUGAGACAAAUUAUAAAAGUAACUUUAAACGACAUCUUUUAAGACAUACAGUUUCUAAGGAUGAAUGUGUUGGUUGUGAUUAUGGGACAAAUAAUAAAUGCCUCUUCAAACAACACCUUUUAAGACAUAAAGUUUCAGAAGUUUUUAAAUGUGCACAUUGUGAUUAUGAGACCAAUAAUAAACGCCUCUUUAAACAACAUCUUUUAAAACAUAAAGUUUCCAAGGAUUUUAAAUGUGCUGAUUGUGAUUAUGAGACGCAUUAUAAAUCCGCUAUUAAGGAACACCUUUUAAACCAUAAAGGUUCUAAGGAAUUUAAUUGUGCUACUUGUGAUUAUGGAACAAACAAUAACCGCAUCUUCAAACAACAUCUUUUAAAACAUAAAAUGUCUAAGGAUUUUAAAUGUGCACAUUGUGAUUAUGGGACAAAUUAUAAAUACGCACUUAAAAUACACUACUUGAAACAUAAAGUUUCCAAGGAUUUUAAAUGUGCUACUUGUGAUUAUGGUACAAAUCUUAAACAAAACUUCGCACAACAUCUUUUAACACAUAAAGUUUCUAAGGAUUUCAGAUGUGCUACUUGUGAUUAUGGCACCAAUUAUAAACACCUCUUCAAACAUCAUCUUUUAAAACAUAAAAUUUCCAAGGAUUUUCAAUGUGUCGAUUGUCAUUACAAGACAAAUGUUAAAAAGUACUUCAAACAACAUCUUUUAAAACAUAAGGCUUCCAAGGAAUUCAAAUGUGCCGAUUGUGAUUAUGAGACGAAUGUUAAAAUGUACUUCAAACGACAUCUUUUAAAACAUAAAGUUUCCAAGGAUUUUCAAUGCGCUACUUGUGAGUAUAGGACAAAUAAUAAGGACCACCUCAAACUACAUAUUUUAAAACAUAAGGUUUCUAAAGAGUUUAAAUGUGCCACUUGUGAUUAUGGCACAAAUGUUAAACAAAACUUCAUACAACAUCUUUUAACACAUAGAGUUUCAAAGGAUUUUAAAUGUGCUCAUUGUGAUUAUGAGACAAAUUAUAAGUACGUUCUUAAAAAACACGUUGUAAGACAUAGAUUGUAAGGAUUUUAAAUGUGGUUAUUGGACAAAUGAUAAACUUAUCUUCAAACAUCA
This is a messenger RNA of Photinus pyralis (common eastern firefly), 1650 nucleotides long. RefSeq names its product zinc finger autosomal protein-like. The record is from RefSeq and is a predicted model, not a curated record. Gene Ontology annotation, cellular component: nucleus. Lineage: Eukaryota; Metazoa; Arthropoda; Insecta; Coleoptera; Lampyridae. Gene Ontology annotation, biological process: regulation of transcription by RNA polymerase II. The transcript has 2 exons. Gene Ontology annotation, molecular function: DNA-binding transcription factor activity, RNA polymerase II-specific; RNA polymerase II transcription regulatory region sequence-specific DNA binding. The coding region runs from base 289 to 1599 and encodes 436 amino acids.